Molecule: messenger RNA, 3340 nt
Organism: Bombyx mori (domestic silkworm)
Lineage: Eukaryota; Metazoa; Arthropoda; Insecta; Lepidoptera; Bombycidae
Gene: Ced-12
Product: engulfment and cell motility protein 1
Exons: 1
Coding region: 109-2334 (741 amino acids)
Biological process (GO): cell motility; actin filament organization
Cellular component (GO): plasma membrane
Source: RefSeq, a predicted model, not a curated record
UGACAAUGACACAUAAGUACGGGAAAAUAAACAACGAAACAUUUAAAAAAUCGCUAGCUGACUAGGUGUGGUGUUAUGGAAAGUGUAUUUCCGUCAAAUGGUGAUUAAAUGUCUACAAAACCGAUAAAAAUGCCGUCGGCAACAAAAGAAAAGGAUUCUACGAAACUUAAGAUUGCUGUGGAAAUGUUAAAUGCUCCAAAUAAAGUACCACAGCUCAUCGAGUUAGAUCAAAGCCAGCCUUUAUCGAGCAUAAUCCAGCUUCUUUGUAAAACGUGGGGACUUCCGGACCCCGUGAACUACGCUUUGCAGUUCUCUGAGAGCAAUAACCAAAACUACAUUACCGAGAAAAACAGGAAUGAGAUAAAGAACGGUUCAGUGUUACGCCUAGAGUUAUCGCCUGCGAAAACGGUGCAAGACAUUUUGGCCAAGAUCAAUGGCGUAGAAGCAGAUCAAAUCGCCGCCUUAUCCAAAUUAUCUGUCCUUAGUAGCGACCUAACAUUUGCAUUAGAGUUCAUUAACAAAAAAGGUCUGACACUCAUCAUCAAUGACAUCGAAAAUGGAAAAUUCAAAGGAAAAUCGCUAAAAUACGCCUUAGCAACUUUUGUUGAACUCAUGGACCACAGUGUAAUAUUCUGGGAUAUACUAGAAAAUCAAUUCAUAAACAAAAUCGCCAGCUUUGUGAGUAACCAGGCCAUUCCGCAAGACCCCAAAGUAAUUCAGUGUUGCUUGUCCAUUCUAGAAAACAUUGUACUGAACAGCUCUAAGAACUCUCAAGUGGAAAAAGAAAUCACAAUUCCAAGUUUGAUAUCACAUUUACAGAAUUCACAACAGGACAGUUUAAUUCAGCAGAAUGCUAUUGCUCUCAUAAAUGCUAUAUUUUGCAAAGCCAAUAUGACAAAGAAAAAAACUAUUGCAGCAACUUUGUCAUCUAAACAGGUACGUAAUGUCAUUUAUGAGAACCUCAUUGGGACUGGUGAGUUCCCUAAGAACAAUACUAAAGAAGCAUUAGGGACUGAAUUGGCUCACCAGCUCUAUGUACUUCAAACAUUGAUGCUGGGUUUGCUGGAGCCACAAAUGAGACAAAAGGCUGAGUCACAGGAACAAGAGUCACAAGAAAAAAUAAAGGAAUUGAGGAAAAUUGCUUUUGAAGGUGACAACAAUCCAAAUAUUGAAAUAACAAUGAGAAGACCUGUUGGUUCUUAUUCAAAAGAUUUCAAAAAACUUGGCUUUAAAUGUGAAAUAGAUCCUAUUAAAGAUUUCAACGAGACUCCCCCAGGAGUACUGGCAUUAGACUGUAUGUUGUAUUUUGCCAGAAAUUACCCAGAAGAUUAUACUAAAAUAGUUCUUGAAAAUAGCUGCCGUGCAGACGAACAUGAGUGUCCCUUUGGGAAGACAAGCGUGGAGCUUGUAAAGCAACUGUGUGACAUCCUACAUGUAGGUGAACCACCAAGCGAACAAGGCCAGACAUACCAUCCUCUCUUCUUCACACAUGAUCAUCCAUUUGAAGAACUAUUCUGCAUUUGUAUAGUUCUACUUAAUAAGACAUGGAAGGAAAUGAGAGCGACAUCUGAAGACUUCAUAAAGGUAUCGAGUGUCGUAAGAGAACAGAUUAGCAGAGCGCUCUUAGCAUCACCUAAAAACUUUGAUAAGUUCCGGCAAAAAAUUAACCAGCUGACAUAUGCCGAAAUAACACAAAUAUGGCAGCAAGAAAGAACGAACAGAGAAGUCUGGGAGUCUCAUGCGCGACCUAUUGUAGAGUUAAAAGAAAAAAUUACACCAGAAAUUGUAGACUUGAUUCAGCAACAGAGAUUGGGUGUACUUGUUGGUGGAACAAGGUUUAAAAAGUUUUUUUCUAGAAGUCAAAGAAUAAAAGAUAAGUUCUGGUUUGUUCGUCUCUCACCUAACUAUAAAGUGUUGCACUAUGGUGAUUGUGAUGAAAAAAGCACUCCGAGCUUAGAAGAACUCGGAAACAAGCUACCUGUUGCUGAAAUCAAAUGUGUUGUUGUCGGUAAAGAGUGUCCACACAUGAAGGACUUGAGAGGAAGAAAAAUAACACCACAUCUGGCUUUUUCAUUUAUUUUGAAAUCUGCUGAAGUUACUUCUUUAGAUUUUGUGGCUCCUGAUGAACAGAUCUUCGACUACUGGACUGAUGGUAUCAAUGCACUCUUAAAGGAAAAGAUGACCAGUAAAUCAUUUGAAAACGAUUUGCAAACUCUACUGUCCAUGGAUAUAAAGGUUCGGUUACUUGAUGCGGAAGGCAUUGACAUUCCACAAGAUCCUCCACAAAUUCCUGAUGAACCUGAAGAUUAUGAUUUUUAUUAUGAGAAUAAUUAGCAUUCCCAUUAAUUAAUUCGUUUUUGAGAUAUUAUUUUGUACAAAGGUCCCUUUUCUAUUAUGAUUCAUAUAUUUUAUGUGUAAGUUAUGAAUCACUUUUUAAAUACAUAUAUAUUUAUUUUAAAUAACCAGACCGUUUUCCACAACUAGACAUAUGAAAUUGCGCCUUUAUAGUGUGUGGAUACAGUUAUCGUAUGAUAGGCAGUAUUUUAUUUAACAAUAAGGUUCAUAUUAAUUACAUUGAGUUAUAUUUUAGUUCUAGACAUACCAAAUAGGGCAUCACCAUUUUUGUUCAUCCUGUUCCUGUAUGACUGUGUAUGAACUUGUAUAAAUAGAAUAAAUUAUAACCAAUAUAACAGUUUUUAGAAUACAAUGAUUUAAUUCUGAUAUUGAAUAAUGUGUUUAUGAUUGUAGUUAAAGUUUUUUCAUUUUAGUAAAAGAACCUUAAUUAGAGCCAGAUGUGUCCAUUAUAACAAUAAUUGAAGUAAACGUUUGUUUGUAACGAAUUUCAAUGUGUUGAAAUAUCUUUUUUUUUGUUGUAUGUCACAUUCACAUGGUAUUUACCAGUUUUAAUUUGAAAAAAAUAUUAUUUAACCAAUGUAAUAUUAAUUAAUUUGCACAAAUCAUUUUAUAUAAUUGUAUCAUAAAUGAAUUAAAUACUUGAUGUAAUUUUAAUAUCUGAGGAUCAUAUUAAGUAUCAUAUUAUAUAAAUUCUGUCUUCAAUGUAUUUGAGAUUUAGUGAUAGUUUUUCUAUAUUUAAGCUUUGAAACAUAGGCAUUAGCAGUGGCCGCUAGUGUUUUGUCAAAUUCUUAUUAUUAUUGCAGUAAGGAAGCAUUUGGGAUUUUAUAAUAGAGGUUUUAAUCAUCGAUUAAUUUAUGAGGAAUAUGUUGUUAUUAGCCAUUAAUCGAUAUUAUAUUUUGUAUACCAAAGAUAAUGUCUAAAGAACGAACAAAGAAUAUUCGUGUAUUUACUUGGAAUUAAAAAAAACUAUUAAAUCACGAAACAA